Messenger RNA from Pieris napi, 4925 nucleotides. RefSeq lists its product as uncharacterized. The coding region runs from base 293 to 3862 and encodes 1189 amino acids. Lineage: Eukaryota; Metazoa; Arthropoda; Insecta; Lepidoptera; Pieridae. The record is from RefSeq and is a predicted model, not a curated record. The transcript has 14 exons.
ACUGAUGAGUGAUGACAAGAAGUAAUAAAUAAAAUAACUAAUAAGUUGAUGGAAUUAGACAAUUAGUAGGUGUUAAAUAAUUUAGUAAAAUGUUUACUAUUUGAAAACAGUGUAAUCUAUUCGUAAUUUUAUUAGUAAUUGUAUGGAUUCAACACUGUGACGGCAAAUCUAUAAUAAUAUUAUGAUUGUAAUUAUCGUAAAUAUAAACUACUACACCAAGCAAGGCAAAGCGGCUUAGACAACUAAUAAGAUGUAAACAAAUUGUAGUAGUUCUAGUAGAUAACUGGUCACCAUGGGAUCAAAAGACAAGAUCUGGGCAAUAUCAGAGCUGACGGAAUUUGCUCAGAAGUUCCAGAAAGUAUAUGCUUUGUGCAACAUUUCUUGGUUUCACAGGGGCAGGCCUCCACUAGCAAACAGACACAAUAUGGCGCUGAAAGAGCUGGCUUGCUUGCUGGGCGAGCCGACUGACGCGCGUUACAUGGAGCAGCGCGUCUACGACUUCAUUGGCAAUUUGCUGCACCUGAUGCGUGACGUGGCCCGCGAGGAGACGCCUUGGGACUCGCUGCCGCCCGUGUUGAAGCGUCUCGGCACUCGCCUCAAUUUCAUCGACGUGGCGUCGGUGAUGGAGACGGGCGAGUGCCGGGCCGACGGCGCCGUCAACCCCGCCAAGAUGAAGAGCUUCGCGACGAGGCUCGUGAAGGCGGUCCAGCGAGCCGUCGCCGAGCGUGCGAAAUCGCAAGCCCUUCGGGGACUGCCGCCGCGCGAAUGGGACACGGCCCGCUUCCUGAAGAGUAUAGCCGCCGUCGAGGUCUUCGCCCGCGAGACGUCCGCCGACGCGGGCGCCCUGUUGCAGAUCUGGCUACGCAUGUACGAGGAGACGCGUCGCGAGCUGUGCCGAGGGGGCCGCGAGCCGUCGCUGUCGCUGCCCGAGUGGCGGCUGGCCGACCUGCUUCUGCUGCACGAGCCCGCGCUGCCGCUCCUCGAGCGCGCCGGCGAGCAGGUGUGUCCGGAGCGAUCGCUGCGCUUCCUCGUGCGACUCGUGGCAGCCGGCACGACGAGGCUGGCGCGGCGCGAAGGCCCCGACCCGGUGUUCGGCGCUUCCCUCCCUCCGCCGAAUCGCCCCGAGGAGGCGCUCGAGUACGGCGACUGGGUCCGCUCCGUGUGGACGGCCGUCCACAUCGCUUUCUGUAAAAAGGAGCGUCCGGUGUCGAGCGUGCUGCUGCAGCGGCGUUGGCACGAGCUGCGGCUGCUGGCUCGCGAGGACCGGGAGGCGCCGACGCCGUCGGCGCUGCUGCUGAGGCGGUUCCUCGACGCGGAGAGUGCGGCUCCCCCCUCUUGGCCGAGCCUAGUGGAGCGGGGACUGGUCGUCGACCUCACGGCGUUGGGAUGCCAGAACCCCGAUCUGCUGUGUCUGCUCGACGAUAUCGAACACACCUUCGCGUCUGAGACGUCGGAGAUCCCUUCGGAGGCGAUCCCGCAGAGAGACAUCUUGCGACAGCUCCAGGCCAUGGACCCCAGCCGGGCCGAGGUGUCCAUCCUCUUCGACCCUCACUCCGACUCCGAGCCCGAAGACGGCCCCGCCCCUCCCGCGGCCCCCGCCGACAAGGACGACUCGCUCAGCUUCAUCAUCAGGCAAGCCCUCAACUGCCGAUCCGUCGUGCGACUGCAGGCGCCGCGUCUGCGGGAGCUCACCGACGACAUCCUCGAGAAGAACUCCGUGCUCGCCGACGAGCGGGACGACUCGGACGAGGAGAGCCCUCUGGUCAUCGACGAGACCGAACCCGAAGUGGAGAGCGAGACGAGGAAGCGAACUCUGAGCGACGGCGCGGAGACCGCCAGCGAGUCUCCGGCCCGCGACUUCGAGGCGAAGGAGGAGCCCGACGCGGCUAAGAGGGUGAAACGAGAGAAGAACGAGGAGGAGUCGCCCGGGCUCAGUGAAAAGUUGGCGAUGGAGGUGCGCGUGGUGCUCGAGAGGGUCGACGAGACGGCCGACCGGACACUUCGGGGCCUCUCGCCGGCCGAGCUGUCGCGGCGCCACGGGGUCGAGGGACAGGGGGCCGCCUGGUGGACCCGAAAUCUUCCUCUGGCCGAGAAGUGCCGCCCUCUGCGGGUGACGCUGAGCCGUCCCCGUCGUCGACCGGCGCCCCGCGUCGCCCCGCCGGACGUCGAAGAGAUCCGGGAGAUCGACGGGAGCACGCUCACCGCCGAAGCGGCCCCGACCUUCGUCCGUUCCCCGGAGUCGGUCUCCGCCGAGAUCCUGGACGUCGACGACGAGCGGCCGGAGAGCAGACGGUUCCAGUACCUCUACGGGGACAUGCUGAGGAUGAUGGCUCGCAACGCUAAGAGAUUUCUGCCGGCGACGCGAAACACUCCGUCGACGGACGCGAAGACGGCGCCCUACCCCGGCCCGAAGGCCGUCGCCGAGACGUCGCAACUGAGCGACCUCGAGAAGUGGGAGAGGGAGAAGCGCGUCGGCCUGCAGUACUUCAGCCUGCCUCAUCUGCUCGACCCCGAGCCCCGGCGGCGGGCCGAACUUCGGCGGCGGUCGGCCCCCGACCCGACGCCGCCCCGCCUCGUCUCGGAGUCCGAUUCCGAUUCCCGAGAGGACGCGGCGAGUCCUCGGGCCGACGAGAGUCCGGCCGGCAUACUGGACGACGAGCUGAGGGACCUCAGGCGAACGGAGAAGGCCGACUCCCGACCGAGGGGCUCGUCCGCCUCCGGCUUCUUCGCUCCCGGUCCCGGUCCCGUCGGCCCGGUCGGCUCGGAAGGCGGACUCGACGUCCUCAAACCGGUGCAACCGACCGCGGGAAUCCACGAUCCCGUGAUCACGUGCGGAAGUCACUCGAUAAGACUCGUGGAAGACACGCGACACACGGCCGCCGAGAGGAAGAGGCGGAUGAAGCUGUCGGAUCGAGAGAAACGCGUGAAGAUCAAGUUCACCAGCAUCCUGAACGAGAUGACCGAGGAGAGGAGGCGAAAGGGGCGAGACGGAGGCGCCGAGCCCCCGUCCUUCGCAGAAGGAUUCGCGGGAGCCUCGUGCCACUUCAAACUGCCGGCGGAGCGCCGCGUGACGGCGGCCGAGUACGCGGCGGCCGGCGGCGGAGGGACGGCGCUGAUGCGGGCGGACCUCGAGAGGCCCCUCUGGCUGGUCUCUCGCGAGUUCGUGGUGCUGACGAGGACGCCGCUGACUUUCGCCCGGCCCUCGUACUGGGGCACGACGCCGGCCGCGUCGCGCGUGACGCUCACGCGCGUGCUGUUCCCGGACGAGGACGACCGCCGGGACUCCGCCGUCGUGGACCUCACGGACGACACGGAGCCGGCCGACGGCGAGCUCCCGUUCAAGACUCUCGUCGACGAUCCGCCUCGGCGCGUCUUCGUGUACAACAUGGUGCAGGACGUCGUCACCUUCCGGCGGUUGAACUCGAGUCGAAGGUCGCUAUUCCUGUUCUCGCUGCAGACCGGCGCCCUGAAGAUCGCGCCCGCUCCCGAGACGAUGGUCGGCCCCGCCCUUCCGGUCGCGACGUGGUCCGGCGUGUCGUCCGUCGGGGCGCUCCCGAGUCCGGCGGCCGCCGGCCCGUCUUCGUGUCCGCCGGCGGCGACCGGCCUGCGCGAGGUGUCCGUGAGCGUGCCGGCUUACGAGCGUGGGCCCGGCGCGGGCUCCGGCGCGCCGCCCGUCGUUCUGCAGCGGGCGGGUCUCGGGCCGACGCGGACGAGAGCGCCCGGGCCGCCGGGCCGGGACGAGGUCUCGGCCGACGUAGAGUCGCCGCCGCCUCGGAUGCCCCCGAGCGCCGGGCCCUCGGUCCCGCCCUGGAUAUCCCGAAGGGCGGCGCCCGAAGCGCCUCCGCCCCGAACCGACGUGUGAAGACGAACGCGUUCUUUCUGAGCGAAGAGGAGAUCCGACACGCUCACGUUUAGCGAGACGACAAUUGGUGACGUCACUAUCGAAUGAGUCGUGACGAAAUACAUGAACGUCUUCCGUUUGCUCCUAUUUAAAAUUUCACCGUUUGUAAAAUAAUAAAAAUAUCGUCCCUUCCUUCCUUAAGGCAGUCGGGAUAAUAAAAUAAAAUAAUAACUUCUUUUUUAUUCGCAAUUUCAGGAAGGCGUUCAAUUCCUCCGGGUUACUUAAUAAUUAUUGCGAGAGCGAAAUACUGUUCGGUGGAACGUGAUAUGACGAAUUGAUUAAAAAUCGAUGGAAAUAAUGAAUAAGGCGACAAUCAUCUUCUACCGAUCGACGACAUUGAUUCGCUAAAGAUUUCAGUGUACUCGUACCUAUACGUACACACAAUUGCACACACUAUGUUAAAUAAUAUUCAAUUAAAUACUUAGCUAUGUAGAUUUGUAUAACAAAAACAAUAAAACAUUAUUCCUUACAAUUUCAUAUAUUAUUUUAAAAUAGCCUCUGCCCGCGUUGAUUUCGUGUAUAUUACCAAAAUCACUUGCGACCACUUCACUUCAAAAUACCGCAUAAUGAAUUCACACCUUUUUUGAUAAUCGCUAUUUUACAAUAAAUAAGAAAUCAAAUCAAAAUCACUAGUAUUUAUUAUAAUUUAAAUUGUCGUUAUCAUGUUCAUGAAUUGUGUUAUUCUCCUCUGUUUUGUUUAUAUACAGGUAUUUUUCAAAUGUAUAAUAUGUACCGUACCGUUAGGUAAAUAAAUACUGUCAUAAAUGUGUAAAUAAAGAUUAUAUAUUUCGGCAAUGUUCAACUGGGUAUGAACGUGAAACACCGUAAUUAAUAUAAAAUUAAUGAUGUCAUGUAUAUAGUGUAAUAGACUAGAUAACAUAAGAAUUGACUUUGACUAAUAAUGUAAAAUUCCUUAAGACAAAUUUGCGCGCCAUCGUGUGUGGCAGAAUAUGCGAACGAUUUACGAUUGUAUCACCUCAACAUUUUGUACCAUAUUCUUGCAAUAAAUAAAUUAUUAUUAUCA